AUGUCUGAAGGGUGAAAAAAGGCCAAAUCCAAGUUCUCAGCAACACGCAGACUUCUGCUGAAGAGCAAACUGCUGAAAAAGGCAGAAAGCUUGCUGGUGAAAGAAAAAGAGCAGAAAGAAGUGGAGAGAGAAAACACCCUGAGGGAGAGAGCGCCGCCCCUCAAACUCUCUGGCCUGUCCGUCCAAGAACUGCAGGAGCUUUGUAGAGAUUUGCACCACAAGAUUGACAUUGUGGAUGAAGCACGGUAUGACCUCAAUAUAAAAGUCGCCAGAAAUGAAGCAGAGAUUCUCUCAUUAACCCAGAAGAUCUAUGAACUGAAGGGAAAAAUGAAGCGGCCGAACUUGAGAAGGGUGAAGAAGUCUGCAGAUGCCAUGCUGGGAUCGCUCACAGACACCAGAACUAUGAAAGCUGAUUUCAAAGCCAACCUCAAAACAGUUAAAAAAGAAGAAGAAAAGAAGGAAGAGGUCACAGACUGGAGGAAAAACGUGGAGGCGAUGUCAGGCAUGGAGGGCAGGAAGAAGCUUUUCGAUGCCGGACAGUAGACAACAGAGAGAAAAGAGGUUGCAAAUGAUAAAGGGGCAUUGGCAUACAAAGCUCAUGUUGUUUGUUUGAAUUUUAAUCACCUUCAACAUUUUAUGGUCAAUUAUUCAUUUAUUCUGUCAACCAGCUAUGGCUUCCAUGCAACAUUAAAGGAAUAGUUCACCCAAAAUAUUUUGGAAAUUUACUAACCCUGAGGCCAUCCAAGAUGUAGUUUGUUUCUUUAACGGAACAGAUUUGGAUUAAUUUAGCAUUCCAUCACUUGCUCACCAAUGGAUCCUCUGCAGUGAAUGGGUGCCGUCAGAAUGAGAGUCCAAACAGCACCACUCCAGUCCAUCAAUUAAUGUCUUGUGAAGAGAACGUUGUGUGUUUAUAAGAAACAAAUCCAUCAAGGCAUUUAACUUUAAUCCAUCACUAAUGGCCAAAAUAUGUCUGCAUAAUCCACAAUAAUGCUUUCUUCAGUGAAAAAAUCCAUCUUCUGUUCUCCUCUCGCAUCAAAAUUCACUAACAUGUUUGUUUAGAACUGAUCUGGACUGGUUGCACUCGUAAAUAGUGCUUGGUCUGUGUAUAUUUCUCUACUGAUUCAGAUAAUCAGCAAUAUUAUGGAAUUUGUGAUGUUUUUACCAGCUGUUUGGACUCUCGCUCUGACGGCACCCAUUCACUGCAGAGGAUCCAUUGGUGAGCAAGUGAAGUCCCUUAUGCUCACUAGCAGCAUUUAUUGGAUAAAAACUACAGGAAAAACUGUCAUGUUGUCAAAUAUUACAAUUUAAAAUAACUAUUUUCUAUUAGAAUACAUUUUAAAAUGAUAAAGGGGCAUUUUGAUAGAAAGUUAAUUUUGUUUGUUUGAAUCUGAUUCACCUUGAACAUUAUUUUAUGGUAAAUUAUUCAUUUAUUUUGGCAGCCAGCUGUGGCUUGCAUGAGAUAUUAAAUUGUGAUUUGCUGCGAUUAAAAUGUGCAAGCGGCGUGCUGUCCAUAGAGAGGGAUCAGAUAAUAGAACAACCUCAUAUUCACAUCAUAUCAUAUCAACUGUGUAAAUAUUUGCUUCAUAUUCAGUGUUGAUUGAAACCAAUAAAGCUACUGCUUACCCUCGGGUGAA
Carassius gibelio (silver crucian carp) is the source of this 1634-nucleotide messenger RNA. It is a transcript of the gene tnni4a, whose product is annotated as troponin I4a. Gene Ontology annotation, biological process: muscle contraction. The transcript has 6 exons. Lineage: Eukaryota; Metazoa; Chordata; Actinopteri; Cypriniformes; Cyprinidae. Gene Ontology annotation, cellular component: troponin complex. The record is from RefSeq and is a predicted model, not a curated record.